AUGGGUGCAACUGUAACUGCAACAGCAACACCAGGGUCAAGUGACAGAUUGACUGAUUCUGAUCCAAUUGAACUUACAGGAAAAAUCAUGGUGGUAGCUAUAAUUUUCCUGUUUGUAGUUGUUAUGUUUGUUCUAAUGCUUCAUUUAUAUGCCAAGUGGUUCUGGUGGCGUUUUGAGGAGAGAACAGCUCCUCAACCAAGAAACCGCCGUCGCAGACGGCGGUUUCAAUUUGCUCCUGGUCAAGAUCCUAUCUUCUAUGGUAGUGGAACUCACCAAAUUGGACUUGAAGCUUCAAUUCUUAAGUCUUUGCCUGUUUUGGUUUUCAAACCAGAAGAAUUCAAAGAUGGGUUGGAAUGUGCUGUUUGUCUUUGUGACAUUGUUGAAGGAGAAAAAGCUAGACUUUUACCAAAAUGCAAUCAGAAUUCUAAAGUUGCGACUUUUUAUCGCGAUGGAAAACAAUCUAAGGGUGGAAAAAAAUAA
Molecule: messenger RNA, 480 nt
Organism: Lathyrus sativus (Indian pea)
Lineage: Eukaryota; Viridiplantae; Streptophyta; Magnoliopsida; Fabales; Fabaceae
Source: the annotation of a GenBank genome assembly